This is a messenger RNA of Labrus bergylta (ballan wrasse), 6904 nucleotides long. It is a transcript of the gene cpeb2, whose product is annotated as cytoplasmic polyadenylation element binding protein 2. Gene Ontology annotation, molecular function: mRNA regulatory element binding translation repressor activity; mRNA 3'-UTR binding; ribosome binding. Lineage: Eukaryota; Metazoa; Chordata; Actinopteri; Labriformes; Labridae. Gene Ontology annotation, biological process: negative regulation of cytoplasmic translation. The record is from RefSeq and is a predicted model, not a curated record. Gene Ontology annotation, cellular component: nucleus; neuron projection; cytoplasm.
ACGUAGAUUGUGUCGGGGAUCUUUAAUCCUCUGCCGCAGCAGCACAGCCGGUAACCGGAGGAGGGGGUAGCAGCACGGUCGGACAGGAAUGGACCGAACAGGCUAGGCUAGCCUACAGCAAGGCCGAAAUAGCUCGGUCUUUUAGGUAGAUGAAAAUAUCACCGAGGAAAAAGCGAGAUUUAGGAGCAGAACGAGCCGACUAAUCUGCACAGGCCGGACCCCCUCCUCUCUGCCGCUACCUGAAGCCGUUUCACUGACAUUCUGCUUUUAAAGAAACGGUGGUUGUAUUUGUUUUUAAAUCCAUGUAGUAGCUUUAUUUAAAAGGCACAUUUCGGUGUCGAUUGACCGGCAGACGGAUCCGACGCCUCGUCUUGUCGGUUUUCCUUCGCCCCGGUUCGCCCUUCAGCAGCGUCGCCGCGUCCGCGCUGUUCCUGUCAGCUGCUGCGCAUCAGCAAAACAUGCAGGAUGAGCCUGUGGGGGUGACAACCACGCAAUUACCCCCGUCAACCGACGAAAAGGACAGCAACAGCAGCACGGUCAGCAAAUCCGGAAACCGACCGAGCCAGAGCGACAGGCAGAGCUGCCAGCUGAGCUCAUUCAGUCCGGAUUAUAAACAGAACCGGGAGGCAGCCUAUACCGACUUCAACCCAGAGCGUUUUAUCCCGACGCAGCAGCCUCUCUGUGACCUUCAGCACAACCGGAAAAUACAUCAGCAGUUCAGUCGGCACACCGACUUUAGCCCCUCGGAGUCCCCCCCACCCCUGGGACACUUGAGUCACCUGCCCGAGCAGCGCGCUGCCGACCCCCGCAGCUCUCCAACGGAGGAGGCUGAAGCUGAUGCUGCGUCGCCAUCGUCCACUUCCGUGAAUCCAAACAGGCUCCAGAUGGACUCCCCCAUCGCCCACCAUAUCAACGGCAAUGGCAGCAGCACCGGCAACAUGUUGUCCGGAGGUCUCAGCGCCGCCUUCCCGAACCUCCCCACCCAGGAGCUGCAGACCAGCGGCGUAGGCGGCUCGUCCUCACCUUCCCUCCCCGGGUUCGGCACCCCCUGGUCCGUCCAGACCAGCUCCUCACCCCCUCCCGCACCCAUCAACCCCAUCCACGCCAACACCAUUAACCAGAUGCCCAACGCGGACUCUGACAACAGCUUCUACCCAGGUAUCCCCUCCUCCAUCAACCCGGCCUUCUUCCAGAGUUUCUCGCCGGUGUCAGCUAAUCCGUGCGCCGGGAUUAACGUGCAGGGCUUCAGCGGUCCUUUCUCGCCACAGAUCAACGUCCCUCAGCAGCCGCAGAGCCGCAGGUCCCCGGUCAGUCCGCAGAUGCACCCCCAGCAGGGAGCCUACCUGCAGCAAAGGAACAACUACAACCAACAUCAGCCAAUGGUGAAGCCCUCUCCAUGGGGCGGUCACCAGGGCAACGGCUGGGGCUCCGGGGGGAUGUCCUGGGGCCGGGACCACCGCAGAGGGAGUGCCAUGGGCGUACCUGGCUCAGUGAGUCACGUCUCCCCCCUGAAGAAGCCCUUCUCGGGCAACGUCAUCGCUCCUCCCAAGUUCCCACGCUCUGCAGGAUCACUGGGGCCUAAGUCUUGGCUCGAGGAGAACAUGUUCCGCACAGACAGCAACAGCAACACCUUGUUGCCCCUACAGGACCGGCCCAGAAUGUACGACAGUCUGAACAUGCACUCCCUGGAGAGCUCUCUGAUCGACAUCAUGCGAGCCGAGCAGGAUCCGAUGAAAGGCCGUGUGGGAUGCCCUAACCCCGGGGCUGACGGCCUGCUCAUGCUCAAUGCCAGGAGCUAUGGGAGACGUCGAGGCCGCUCCUCGCUCUUCCCCAUCGAUGACCAUCUCCUCGACGACGGCCACGGCAACCAGGGUGUCCCAGGAGUCCUUGGCUCCCCGAACUGUUACCCCCACCAAAAUGGGGAGCGCAUCGAGCGCUUCUCUCGUAAGGUGUUUGUGGGAGGUUUGCCCCCUGACAUAGAUGAAGAUGAAAUAACCUCAAGCUUUCGUCGCUUCGGUCACCUGGUGGUGGACUGGCCUCAUAAAGCAGAGAGCAAAUCCUACUUUCCACCCAAAGGCUAUGCGUUCCUGCUGUUCCAGGAGGAGACGUCUGUGCAGGCUCUGAUUGAAGCCUGCAUGGAGGAGGACGGGAAGCUCUACCUGUGUGUCUCCAGUCCCACCAUCAAGGAUAAACCUGUGCAAAUCCGACCCUGGAACCUGAGCGACAGUGACUUUGUGAUGGACGGAUCUCAGCCCCUUGAUCCCCGCAAAACUAUCUUUGUGGGAGGCGUCCCUCGCCCCCUGAGAGCAAUUGAGCUGGCCAUGAUUAUGGAUCGUCUGUAUGGUGGAGUGUGCUACGCAGGAAUUGACACAGAUCCAGAACUGAAGUAUCCCAAGGGGGCGGGGCGAGUGGCCUUCUCCAAUCAGCAGAGUUACAUCGCUGCCAUCAGCGCCAGAUUCGUCCAGCUGCAGCACGGAGACAUUGACAAGCGGGUGGAGGUGAAGCCCUACGUCCUGGAUGAUCAGCUGUGUGACGAAUGUCAGGGUGCACGCUGCGGGGGGAAGUUUGCUCCCUUCUUCUGCGCUAACGUCACCUGUCUGCAGUACUACUGCGAGUUCUGCUGGGCCAACAUCCACUCCCGCGCCGGACGAGAGUUUCACAAGCCGCUGGUCAAAGAGGGAGCCGACCGCCCGCGUCAGAUCCACUUCCGCUGGAACUGAAGACGGCGGUCGAAGACACAGUCCGAGGGAAGGGAAAAAGAAACACUGGCUAAACAGGAAGAGCAUCGCUCUGCCUCUCCCGCUCUCCUAAGCUAUCAGUAUAAUCCAGUACGUAACACUAUACAGUAUAUACUAUAUAUAUCGAUAUAUCUUUUGUAGCAGCCAAACACCACAAGCCUCAGUUUUUCACCAAAACCCCCCGUCACAUCUCAGGCUCUGACAACUCUACAACUCUUUUGUGGUACUUUCAUCUUUUCUAAGAGGAGAUUUAAAAAAAAAAAAAAAAGAGAUUGAUUUUUGUAGGUUUUUUUAUUAUUAUUAUUUUUGUAUGUAAGAUUUGAAGUAGAUAUGGGAAUGUUUUUUGCAUGGGGGCAGCUCGUCUGUCUGUUUGUCUGCUGCUAUAGCCACCCCACAGUGCGUGCAGUGCACACUUGUUUCUGGGAAAAACCUUGAUUCUCUAAAUGUUGACGCCUGCCCCAGGUCAUUAACCAAAGGUAGCAACAAAAAUAGCAUAAAAAUUGACACGUUUUUCUGCCGCAAAACAAACGGUUGUUUUUUAGCGUUGCCAUGGGCUCUUUCUUCUUUUUCGAGGGUUUAUUAUUAAAGAAAGACGAUAGGGUGAUUUCUGCGCUCGUACUGACCCCAUUGAGUGAUACCUCAAAACACUGAAUCUGGUUUCAGCAACAUUUAUACCUAACAAGCUAUUUUAGAAGCUUUGCUGCUAUAUAUGAAUAUAUAUAUGAAUCAUUGUGUAGGUAUUAUAUUUAAUGCCAUUUAUAAACCAGAAAUCAUGUGAAAUGAAAUGCAGUAUGCACUCAACCACUAAUGGCCCCCCAUUGCCAUGGAAGGUGCAUGUGAUGACAAUAGGUUAGCUAGACAAAUAGCAUGCAGGAUAGAUGUGUGAGAGAGAAACAAUUUAACCACUGAAAUCAUAAAAUUAAUUAAAUUUAGUGAGUAGCAUGACCAUGUAUUCAAAAAUUGCCUACGAGGGAAAAAAUCAGACAAAUAAGUAAAAAAAAAAACUAUAAAGAACUAUUUAAACUUGCAUGCAUUGAUGUUUAUCCGUUGUUUGAUCCGUUUACAUACUUAACGGUUUAAAAAAAAGUGAUAUUAGUUCUACUGUAGUCUUAGCAGACGCCAUCUUUCUGUAACGUGAUGGCUCGUAUGGCAAAAAAAAAAAUCCUGUCGACAAGCAGAGUGGUGUUCAGUGGUUUGUGUUUGUGUCGUCCCCCCCCCACCCCCCGUGCUGUGUGACUGUUUUUUAUCUUUAGACUGAGGCUCUAGUUUAGUAACCGACUGAUGACGUCGUAGAGAAUUCAAAACACCAUAAUGACUCUGCCUUCAACCCUUUCCUGUCUCUGUAUAGUUCCAAAGAUUCAAUCUGAUGUAGCGUUGCCCUGGCUGGACAGGUUCAAACUAAAGACUUGAUCAGGUCGAAAAAGGAAAGGGAGAUUGUUUUAAAACUUGGGCACUAUUUUUUCACACGUUGGGCUUUAAGUGUCUAAAGGUUCAAAAUGGAGUUGCUCCAAUAGAUCGCUUUAGCUCGCAGUCGUAACACUGGCUGUAAUUGUUCAACUGAAUCCUUGCAUGCAGUUGAAGUGUGUCCACUCAAAGUUUCUGUUUCUGCCACCUUCUUCUAAGUUUCUGACAGCAUGAUUUAAAGGAUACCUUCAGAGAUAGACCUUUAUUGAAUAAUGUUUUUAAAAAACAGAAACAGACAUUACAUUGUUCUCUUCAAAUCAACCAAACUCCAUUGACAAAAAGUAGUAAUUCAGGAGGUGCUGGUCUACUCCUGCCUCUGUCUUUGUGUGUCAGUGUGUGUCAUUGUGUAAACACCAAAAGACACACAACAAUAACACGGACAAACUGACUAAGUUUAGGCAGCAGCAGUUCAGCAAGUUGUACAAAUUGAAAUUAGUGGUUUUGUCAAGGAAGUCUGGUGGCUUUUAAAGUGAACAAUGUGGCAGCUGUCAUUCCAUGAGAUCCCAUUUUAUUAUAUAACAAAAUAUUCAGUCUCUGUUGGGAACAUUUCCAUCAUUUUGUUAGUCACUUAGAAUACCAGUGUGAGUCUGUCAGUGACUUAAACGAGCCCUUUCAGUGGAUGUACUUUGGUCUGUCAUUAAAGCCUGUUUUGCUGCUGACAUCUAAAGCUAUCGAGUCAUUUAGACCUCAAACACACAAAAUAGAGCUCGAGUUAGGAAUUCCCAAUUCCCUGAACUGCUUAUUCUUUACAGACUGGUUGAAGGAGUCCAGGGAAACUCGACUAGAGUUCACCUACUGAACGACCUGAAUAUCAAUUACACUUAAUAUAAAACUCUUCUUUUUUUCUUUGUAUCGUUUGUCUGUUGGAUUUUCACCCUUGAAUUUCUCUUAGAAAAAACUUUUUAGGGACAAUCUUUUUUGUGCGGACGGUGACCCAGCCGUCCGCUUGGUACUGUAAACGUGCGUCGCUCUCGUGUCGUGGUGGUGUUUGUGCUCCACGGCGCCCCCGCUGUGUGCUCCUCUGUGUCGAUGUUCGGGCAUCAAAGUGUACUGUUACAAAAAACCUUAAUGAAACUUAUUUACUUAAUAGUUGAGUCCAAUUUGUCUGUGUCAACUACUUACCCAUCACUGGCCCUACACUAUGUUUUUUAUAAUAUAUAUUAUGCACUACUUUUCUAUAUGCCCCCCCCCACCCCACCCGUUUUAACUCCUUAUCCACCCCCCCAAGUGAUUUCAGUGCAGAAGCCUCCACCUAUUUAUAAUUCUACAGAUGAUUUAUUAAAUUUUUAUUUUUUCAUGAUUACUUAUUUAAGAUGUAGCGUGAAGCAGUGGUCUUAAUUUAUCUAUAUAUUCUGUAUGAGUAGAGCAGGAAUCCAAUAUGUUCUAAUAUAUUCUGAUGUAGUCUGGAUGUUGUGAGGACGGGGAGUCAGAGCGUGGAGAUUACACACCCAGCUCCCGUCGUCCCCCCUCCCCUCCCCUCCCCCCCUGUGGCUUUACGUUCUCAUGAUGCGAACAUGUUUGAAUAUCGUCACCUGUAACACUUGACUCGUGCUGUUUUAUUGUGAGGUUCUAUUUUCUAUGUUGAACACUGUUACUUUGUCCUGUGCGUGUCUUUGUUUUUGUAAAAAUCAUAUUUAUUUCACUAUUUUUGUAGACAAAAAAAAAAACUAUUUGAUUUUGAUUGUAUUUUUCUAUUUAAAUAGGACUAUUAUACAAUUUAUUCCCCCCCCCCCCCUCCUUCUUGUUCUUGUGCUAAUUACGCCCAAAAGUUAUGUUGGAAGACAAAGAGUCCCGUCAUAAACAUCAAAGUUUUUGAUAUCUUCUUCUUUUGAUACACACUGAUGACACAUUUCAUUUGAAGGAAGGAAACAUGAAGGUUUUAUUCUAUUCUUGGAAGACACUUGAGAUUCUCCCCUGUUGCAUCGAGGCCUCGGCUGCCUGUCCUCAUAGAUGCUCUGAAACUUGAAUAUAACACAUUUUGAAAGGCUGACUAACCUCGAAUCUGUGUUGUGAUGUGCAAUACUGUUUCUAAUGUUUGUAUAAAAGUAAGAACUACAGUGUAAACCUUUUUAAUGCAGAUUUAUUUUUUUCAUUGCAUAUUUUGCAGAUUUCUGAUCCACAGUGUCAUUUUUUACUGUCAGAAAAAAUAAAACCCCGUUUUUUCAUUGCAACUAUUUUUAAAUCCAGAUAUCUUUGUACUGAUGUAAAUGAUUGUAGUUAUUUUGGAUAGUGUUUUGCUAACAAAAGGAGAGACUUUUUCAUGCAUAUUUCUAUUUCAUUUCAUCUUGUUUUAUCCCACCUUUUGUUUCAUUUAAUAGUAGCAGAUUUUCUUGGAAUAAUUUUUUUUCAUAUUUAAAUGUCAUUGGUAUUAUUUUGUAUUUUUAUGUGGAAAUACACAAUAUAUAAAUUUAAAAUGCUAAUUGCUAAGAUAUUAUUUGAAGUUUAAUUAUUUUUAAAGCUAAAUAUUUGUAAUUUUAUUGUUAAAGUGACUAAUUUCUAAAUCAGAGUUUGUGUAUAGAUUCACAAAAAAAAGUGGUUUAUGAGGUGUUUGGAUUGUAAUUAUUACUGAAUGGUUCUUUGAUAUGCAAAUGAAUAUCAUGUUUAUUUUUAUUUUUGUUGGUUUUGUAUUUAAAUGGGGUGUUGAUUACAAUCUUUUUUUUUCUUUCACUUCCUGAAUAAAGACCCAUUCUGUUUGGACACAA